Molecule: messenger RNA, 2577 nt
Organism: Auxenochlorella protothecoides
Lineage: Eukaryota; Viridiplantae; Chlorophyta; Trebouxiophyceae; Chlorellales; Chlorellaceae
Product: Mitogen-activated protein kinase kinase kinase dlk-1
Exons: 13
Coding region: 1-2577 (858 amino acids)
Biological process (GO): protein phosphorylation
Molecular function (GO): protein kinase activity; ATP binding
Source: RefSeq, a predicted model, not a curated record
AUGGCUGACGCGAUCCCAUCGAAUCGAGGUGCAGGCGCCGAGGUGAAGCUUAAUCUCGGUGCCGGGGAGGAGGCACGCCGGAGGACGCCCAGCGAGUCAUUUGAUGCCGACACGCAUGUCCUGCGUACCACAUUCUCAUUCGAUAAGCUACCGGAGAGAACGGCACAUACGUGGUACCAGCGCGGCAUCCAGCGCCUGCAGCACUCCUGGCGCGCCCUACCCACGGCGUGCCGCGCUCUGCUGGUGCUUGCGGUGCUGAAUGCCGCGCUGACCAUUGCAUAUGCGGCCUCCAUCUACAGUGCCGGGGACAAUGGCGAGGCCGUCCAUAUCAGCAUCGGCACCGUGAUCUGCGCGUUCUUCAUCUGCGCGUUCCUCAUUGAUGCGGUGGUAUAUGAGAAUUCUCUGGAGAUGGCAGCCGCCGUGAUCAUAGGCUCCCUGGUCCUCAUGCGCGUCGUGUGGUUCAUCAUUCGCAAGGAGUCCAGCGUGAAGCUGGUGGUGCUGUGGGGCGUCAUGCUCUGCUCCACCCAGAGUCUCGUCAUCCGCGCCGCGGUCACGGCCAACGCCUUCAACACCGCCUACCGCCUGUGCGUGGUCAUGGCGGUGCUGCUGACGGCGCUGGGAGUGAUGGGCUCCGCAGAGCGGCCCACCGGCGUGGACGUCGCGCUCAUGGUCAUGGCCAUCGUCGGCCUCUUUGUCACCGCGGCCGCCGUGGCGGUGGUGGUGGUGGCGCUGGCCCAGCCGAGACCCACGCACGGAAUCGCCAGCCCCGAGUGCGUAGCAGCGGCGCUGGCUGCGUCCCUAGUCCAGCCCAUCUCCGUCAUCAUCCUGUACUCUAACGACCACGACCAGCGCCUCUUCUCGGCACGCGUCUCCCUCAAUGUCGUGGCGGGCUUCAGCAUCGGCUCUACGUUCGCACUCCUCGCCCUGUAUCGCCUGGCGUCGGCGCAGCGCAGCCUCCUCUGCCUCGAUAAGGCGCGUUUCAAGCUGCGCGUGAUCCCCACCGCCGCUACCUCACGCAACAUGACCUUGCUCCCCCUCCAGUUGGGGGGAUGGCUGGGCAAACCCAUGCCCAAGAACCCUGGGAAGUUGCGGUACUUCCAGCUGUCCCACGACGCCUGUACCCUACGCUGGGGAUGGAACAAGUUUGUACGACUUUACUAUUUGCAGACAAUGACGACCGACAUUGAUAAACAGACCCUCACCCUAAUCUUUGUCGCUGACGCGCCCCUGACCCUCCAGUUCCCUGACGUGGCCACCCUCAAGGUGUGGCACAGGGGCCUCAGGCUCGCCCUCGACCUGGCUCUGGCCCCUGAGGGCGGUGACGAGCCCGACCUCGAGCGCGAGGCUGCCACCGACACGGCACCCCUGCUGCAUUCCCCUGACGGGGGCCGAACCGGCUCGGCGCAUCCCAGCCUGACCCGCCUGGCGCGCCGCCUGGCCGUGUUCCUGGUGCCCAGGGGGGCGGAGGGCAUGGGGGCCACCCCCGCCUCCCCCUCCCCCUCCCAGGUGAGGAAGCGGCGGCGGCUGGCCUCGCACCUGCUGCGCCUGGCCAUGCCCACCCGCCGCUCCUCCCUGGGCGGCACCGACAGCCACGCAUCGCUGGGCAGCCAGGAGUCAGGCCGGGCCGGGGAGUCGAUGGCCGCUGUGCACGGGGAGCCGCCCGCAGCGGCGGCACCGGGCGAGCGGGCCACCGGGACGGCCGAGGCAGACUACGGCGACCUGGCCUGGGGCCGGCUGCUGGGCGUGGGCAGCGAGGCUCGGGUGCACGCGGCUCGCCUGCGCGGCGCCGCGGUGGCGGUCAAGUCCUUCCCCGUGGCCUCCGACGCGCUGGCAGAGGUGCAGAUGUACCUGGCCGCGGGCGCGCACGACAACAUCGUGGGCCUGCGGGGGCUGUGCCGCCACGCCGGCGCGCUGCACCUGGUGCUGGAAUACUGCCCGCGCGGCACGCUGGACGUGCUGCUGCACCACACCGCGCGACGGCCCUGGGACGCGGGCAAGCUGCUGGACAUGGUGCACAGCGUGGCCGCUGGGCUCGCCCACCUCCACGCCCGCGGCAUCCUGCAUCGCGACCUCAAGCCGGCCAACAUAUUCGUGGGCAACACGGCCACGAGCAUGAAGAUCGGCGACUUUGGCUGCUCGCGCUGCACCCAGCCCGACCUGGCCCGCCUCACGCCCAAUGUGUUGGGCACCGUGCAGUAUGCCGCGCCAGAACUCAUCAAUGAAGACCUGCUGCCCCCGCCAGGGAGUGCCCCCGACUGGCCCCUGUGCCUGGACAUCUGGUCCCUGGGCGUGGUGGUGUGGGAGAUGCUGAGCCGGCGCCGGCCCUUCGAGGGCCUGCCCCAGACGGCGGUGCAGGCGCGGUGGCUGGCGCGGCAGGUGGACGCGCGGCUGCCGGAGGUGCCGCCCCCUGGGCCGGGCACGGCGCCAGAGGUGGCGGCGGUGCUGACGGGGCUGGCGCGCCUGUCUCGGGACUGCAUGGCGCUGCGCCUGGAGCGACGGCCCCAGAUCGGGGAGGUGCUGCGCAGGGUGCAGGAGUUGCGGGCGUGCCUGCCCGCGGGGGCCGGGGCGCUCGUGUAA